AGAGGGGGGGGGAGGGAAUUUUGAUGGAGGUAAUAAGUACAUGUGAGAAACCCAGAAACGUAUAGCAACAAGGAGGGUUUGGGGCUGAAGCUGAGAUAGAAAAGGGUGUGAUUUGACACUUUAAGACUGGCUUAUAAUACUUAUCUGCUAUUUGAUCCCAUGAAUUGAUGUGUCGAGAAAUAAGGAUAGGAAGGAUGCUUGAAGAAGGAGUACAUACAUUAAUCCAGGUACACAUACAUGCAUACCUACAUACAUACGUUCAUACAUGGGCUACAGUACAUACAUACAUACAUACAUAGGUUACAUACAUACAUGGAAAAAUAAGAUUAUCAAUUAUAUCAAAAAUAUUUCAGCAACAUUGCACGAAAUAUAGGGUGAAGGUGAACCAUAGUACGACCAAUUGAGUUAGAGAUAGAGAGAGCACAGUGGCACCUUCACAAGCAAACAGAUAACACAGGAGGAGGAGCGUCGUACCGUUGGGAAAGCUUCACAGCAACUCGAGGGAAGGUGACACGAGAUUGUCAACAAACUCUCGCUUCUGUUGGUGCCGUGUUUAACUGAGCGUUUCCUUUCCUAUUAGCUACCAUAACGAGAUGAAGUGAGUGGCAGGGGAGUAGUGAGAUAUGACUUAAAUCGUUGAGGCAGCAAGCAGCAGGUAAUACAGUGAUAAUGGAGCGGAAAGGCCCUCGCGGCGCCAAACCGAAGAACGUCCCGCCGGGGAACUUGAUCACUCUGGGCACCAAGUCAGGCCGCAGUGAUGCCCAGAUAGACAAGACUGCGGGCCACGGCUCAUCCUUCGUCACCGGGAAGACUGCAGGUGCUCCUGGUGAGAGAGGACGAGAUGGAGGGUGUGGCAGCUCAGCAUUAUUGGCCAAAAAGAACAAGCCAGGUUUUGGGGCUGCGUCUGCAGCUGGACGGACUGGAGUUGCCAAACAGGGCAGUGGGGACAUGGUGAACCUGCUAAGUGAGGAAUGGGAAAAUGUAGCCACUGAGGUGGAUCCCAAUGAUUUGAUCCCAUUUAUAGAAGCUGUAGAGGAUUAUGAAGGAGCAGAAAUGUACUUGUGUGGGGCUGUGAAGACUCUCCGUUCUCACCGCACAAAGCCUGACAACCUGCUGUGCUUUUCCCUCAUGUACCUUGCGAAAGUGAAGCCACACCUUUUCAGCAAAUCAGACAUGGUGGUGGAAGCUUUUUGUUCCCUGUUGAAACGGGACCACUCUAUGACUUACAAGUCUAAAGGUAAUGCUGCUGUAUCAGUUCUUGCCGCAAACAUUCUUCUGGCUGCUUUCCAGGAUGAGAGAGCAUGGCCAGAUAUCUUUGUGCGUGUAUAUAUUGAAGAUUCCUUGGGUGAGAGGCUGUGGGUAGAUCAUGAGGACUGCAGGGGAUUUGUAGAUAACAUUGCCACAGCCUUCAAGACAAAGUUGCCCCCUAAGAGUUUAUUGUAUCCUGAUGUUGGGAUGGGCAGCAGACAGGAUUGUCCCUCUCCACCUGUGUCUGGGGGCUCUGGUGGUGGUGGUGAUUCAGGAGAUGGAGACUCUGAGCUUUCCCUAGAGUGCAAAGAGAGUCUGGAUGUGAGUGUGGUCAAUCGCUAUGCUGCCCUAGCCUCAGAGGUGGAGGAAAUGGUUAUGGAAGCCGUGCAGCAUCAGUUGGGAGUGCGUCACCAGAGUCCUGAUACAGUGACAAGAAAUUUCAUUCGUUUCUUAUCAUCAGUGUGUGGCAUCGUGGAGGUGAGGCGGCAAGUGGCUCCUCGGUUGGAGCAGUGGCUGCAAAGUGCUAAGCUGCAGCGUCCUGCCACAGAGCUUCUCAUGUCCCUGUGCCUGAACUGCAGCACUCACUCUCAGUUAGAUGUGGAAUGCAUUAGCCACAUUAUCCGGAUCCGUCUGAAGCACAAACCUCUCAUUAAUCAGUAUAUGUCGUGUCUUAAGGAACUGCUGGCUGCCCAUGCUGACAACAUUCCUUCUGUGAUGAAGCACACACUCUACAAUGAACUCUCCCAGGCCAGAAAUCCCAGCAAUAUGUCCAUACUUUCUGUCAUUUUCCAGUUUGCACCAGAACAUGCAGCCAUAAUUUUGGCUGAGGAAUUUCAGGAAUUGUUGUGCAAUCGAGAAGAUUACUUACGUGCUUUACGAGCUCUUUUGCGAGAGAUUGUUCGUGCCCUCAGACAUGACAUGCAAUUCCAGAAAUUUUGUCAAGGCUUGAUGAAGGACCGCAAAGAUGCUACUUUCCGUGAAUCCUUUGAAUUUAAGGAGCGUAUGUUUCACAGCAUAACAGAUCUCAUUGUGCUGACCAUGUUUGUGGCCAUCUCACCUCAGGUGCGGGAGAGUGGAGGGCAGUUGUAUCGAGGGGAGCCAAGAGAGUUGGAGUCCGUGCGAAGGUAUCAAGAGCUGGUGGCCUGCAUUCAGCGUGAUGCCCUACACUGGCUGUACAAAGUGGUGCCCAAGUGCUACAGCCCCAGUAAGGAGGAAUUCACUCGCUGCCUCCACAAACUGCUCAUGUUUGAGCAGGCUGAGGUUUAUUAUGUCAAGGACAACUGGCCCACUGAGAAUGAUCGCCCGCUGUACUUCCGUCUCACAUCGGAGAUUCCUGUCAAGCAAGAAACCCUGACAAGAUUGCUGAUGAUGGCGGUGAUGAAGGACCAGUGGAUCAAGCCACAAGAUCUCAUAGAGCUGGUAGAUAAAAUCAUCAAGAGAGCUGCUGCCCUGCAUAGUGAUGAUAUUGAAGUGUUGCAUGUAGAUGACACAAAAGUGGUGGAACUCAUCUUUAAUUUGUGUCCAUAUAUACCUCCAGAAAAUUCCCCUUUACCCCAGGGGUACAGGCCACCCAAAACAGCAAUUGCUAAUCUUUAUUGGAAGUCCUGGAUCAUGCUGCUGCUUAUAACGGCCCACAAUCCAACAGUGUUUGGCCUGCUGGCUUGGGAGUCCUAUCCAACUCUUCGCACAUUGAUGGAGAUGUGCAUCACAAACUCAUUUGUGUUCCCUCCCCCUACACUGGCAUCUGGGGAGAAAGGUGAUGAGAUGACAGCACAGGAGCUCCACCUAUGGGCCUUGGAACGGCAACAGAUUCUAGAUUUUGAGUCUCAUCUUGCUCAAAAGACUAUAACUGAACAAAACAGUUUAUUGCUAAGUCAAUUGAUAACUCUUGACCCAAAUGGCCCUGCCAGAAAGCCUCCUCCUAUUGUCCUGGAUCAGCUCAAAGCCCUCAACACAUCCCAUAAAGUUGGUCACCUCCUUUGUCGCAGCAGAAACCCAGACUUUCUGGUUGACAUCAUUCAGCGUCAGGGAGCAUCACAGAGCAUGCCAUGGCUGGCUGAGUUAGUGCAGAGCAGUGAAGGUGCUUUUUCUGUGCUGCCUGUCCAGUGCUUGUGUGAAUUUCUACUAAGUGAAGCGGGAGGUGGAGUUGGGGCAGGAGAAGGAGCUGCUCGUCAUCACCAGUUACUUCAGCAUCUCCGCUCCUUGUUACGUGCUCCACGUCAAGAAGAUGGAGUUAGUGUGGAAAUUCUGGAAUAUUUCUUACGGCGGUUGAGUUCACAGCAGGCAGCAGCACGCACGCAAGCAGUGCGGGGCCUUCAGCUGGUGGUGGCUCCCCUAGGGGACCCCAUGGAUACUGGGGAAGGGGAUGCCCACACCCCACAUGCUUGGCUCCUACAACACCUUCCUAACCUCCCAGGAUUUGACCUGGUGCAGGGUGUGGCCAGUCAGGCCCUGCGUGCUGCUUGUCAAAUAGAGACUGAUCCCCAUGCUGUCAGUGCCUACAUACGCUUCUUGGCUGUGCACACCAAAAAUGACCCACUACAAGAUCAGGCAGAGCUGGUGCAGGACAUGGCUCAGCUAAUUGUGGAGCGCUGCACCAUGAUAUCUGCCAUCCUCCCUGCCCCAGACCGUCCCAGCCAGCCAUUCCCACACUGCCACAGCACACUCAAAGCUCUGCUCAUCAUCUUCAUCAACUACAUGCGUGGGGUGCGGCUGCCCCCACGGGAGUCAUUUAGCUGGUCUGAGAGUCAGGACCAAGUGCGGGUGCAAUGGGCCACAGGGGAGCAGGCUGUCAUGCACAUCCUUGUGGUGCAUGCUAUGGUCAUUCUACUGACUCAUGGCCCAGACAACAGCCAUGACCUCUUCCAUGAACUUCUCACAACAUGGUUCCCUGAGCAAGAGGAAAUGCCUCAAGCCUUCUUGGUAGAUACUUCAGAAGAAGCUCUUCUUCUUCCUGAUUGGCUCAAGCUGAAGAUGAUCAGGUCAACAGUGCCCCAGCUGGUGGAUGCUGCCCUUAAGGACCUGGAGCCGUCUCAGCUAGUUUUGUUCAUCCAGUCAUUUGGCAUCCCAGUAGGCAGCAUGACCAAGCUGCUGUGUGCCUUGGACAUGGCUGUCAACACAAAUGAUGAAGCAGUAGCAGCAGCAGUUCUGGACAAGAGCCACAAGACUUACAUGGCUCAGCUGGUGGAGGUCCAGCAUCAGCGGGGAGCUCAGGGUGGCCAUGCCUUUGCUGCCACACUUGGCGAGCGGGACGACCUGGAUGCCACUGGAGGGGAGCAGCUGCCUCACAUCUCACCACUCGUCACUCCUCUCAAGGUAUCACAGUCACAACAGACAGAGUUGAGCAAAAGUGAGGUACAGUCAUUUGUGCUCCAGUGUUUCACCAAUGAAGGGCUUCACCGGGACCACAAAAAGCAGGUACAAGAUACCAUGAGAGUCCUGCAAAGACAUUUCAGCAAGGAGAUCAGCCGAUGUGAUCCUGAAGCUCCAUACAUCAAGGAAUUCCUGAGCAGCCUGAGUGCUAUAGUGCACAGCGUGGUCCAUGCUCCCAGCUUUUUAGCAGGACUCCAUGACCACUACAUCCACUCUGCAGCACUCUUCCGCCUGCUCAAGAACCUACAUAACAAGAGAGGAUGUGAAAAUUUGUAUGGCUUAGCUUGCCAGCUUGUGUCAAUCAUCCUACAUAAGACCUCAGAUAGGGUGUCUCCACUCACUAAAGUUCUCAGGUCAUUCAAUGUGGAAGAGGUCCCUUGCAAGGAAAUCAAGAAAGAAGCUGAGACUGAAAUUGAUACAUCAUCGACAGAGACAGUCUUGAAACAUCUUACUGCCACUAAGCCUUGUGACUUGGAGAAGGAGAUCCGUCGCACUGUGGAGCGUGCCAUGUGGAGCCGUGACAUCACCUCUGUUACUGGGGCACUGUCUCAACUGCUGUUAUCAGGAGUGUCUAUGAAGCAGGAAAUGGGUACUACAGUGAGUACAGGCACCCCUACAGCCCUUUUACUGGAUUGGCUGCAAGUGUUGGAUCCUGAAUUAAAUGGUUCAGACUGCCUACAACAAGCACUCCUUUUUAGAAAGCGAGGCACUGAAGAGAGGAAGGAAGGUGGGUACAGUCAAGCUUGCCUUCUGGCUGCUUUUAUACAUCAAGCAAGAUGGGAUACACUUGAACAUUGUGUUCGUACUCUCUUGCAUGACUUCAAUCCCAAUUUGGAUCCAGCAUCAGUACUGAAUUUUGUGUGGGCUGUGCUACACGUGCCCAAGCUGUGGCAGGGCCGUGAGCGCCGCACACCCAGACAUGUACCCCAAGAGAGUCAGCUUUCCUUCAGCUCUUCAGAGGUGGUGCAUCUCUCCAGAUACAUGGUGAGUGAAUGUGAAGUAGCUUUUGCAGCCAACAGAGGCCCAGAGUCACUUGACAUUCACCUGCCUCUGCUCCUUCAUAUUCUUACUGACAAUCCAGCACUGUUACAAGCUUUAGCAGAACAUCUUGAGCAAGCUUCACAAGGAACAGCUGGACACCUGUUGUAUCACCUUUACUUGAGGAUGCCACGGAUAAUAUCACAUCUGCCAGCAGGAACUAUAAGCAGGGUAGUUGCUGCUGGAGCUUCUGGAGGGCAGGCACAGGAGAGUCGAGCUGAUGUUGUCAUCCAUAAACUACUGACAAUGUUGGCUGCUCCUCGACCAGAUCAGGACUUUCGACGUCGCAUGUGUGACUUGGAGGCAGCAGUGAGAAAACAAGCAGCCUCCCAUCCCCUGCUGGUGUUACGCCAUCUGCCGUUGUUGGCUGCCUCUCUGAAGGGGACCCACCACUUAAAUCUCAAUGUUCUGCGAAACAGCAAUCACCUUGAGCUUUUUUCUAUGGUGCUAGGGGUGUUAGAGUUGUUACAGCCUCAUCUGUUUGCACCUCAGCACCUCUCAGCCCUCACAGCAACUCUUGAUAGUUUCAUGGCACUUUUCAAAACACACAGUCGCACCCACGAAUUAGAUCACUUGCUGGUGCGCUUCUCUCAUCUGAUGAUGGAAUGGGUUGGCUAUCAAGGUGGACCAGCAGGUACUUAUCUUUGUACCCAUUCUAGCUUGUUGGCGACUCUUCAAGCUCAUCACACAGACAUACCUGCUGUACGUUCCCUCGCUGCCAUUGCUGCAGCUCGGGGCAUGGACCGUCCUAAGGAGUCCUCGCAGACCCAACAAUGUGGGUCUGAUCCUGUUUUAUCCUCAGGAGUACCACAGGGACCUCUGGCUCCUCCAUGGGUUAUGGCUCAAGUGGGGGAGUUGCAGGCUCGGUUGGAGACCACAGGAUUGCCUGAGGCACGAUUAGACAUUCUGAAGAAAGUAAUCGAUUUGCCAGAUCGGUGGGUGAAUGCAGCCCUGCCUUCAUUUACUCACACUUUCUGUGAGGGCAUGGUGAGCAACAACCGAGAGGUGCGUCUUGUGUGUUGGGAUCUGGUGGCCCGCCUGCUGCAUCAGAGGCCUGCCCUAGGAGGGUUGGUGGGCCAAGCAGUCAUGGCUUCCCUCAAGCAUGAGGACAGUGCAGUAGUGGAGGCUGCUCUUGAACAUCUGCCUGAAGUCAUUCUCCUCCUGCAAGAUCAAUCAGUUGAUCUUCUGACUGCUGCCUUUGUUGCUACUCUUUCUGCAUCAUCCUGCUCCACUGCCUACCUGAGUGAGGCGCUGACUCUCCUACAUCUUCAUACUGGGGCAUAAUUCUGCAUAUGAUAGUGCAGAUGUAUUGAAAGUAUAUUAUAAGGUGUACCUGAAAUUUAUCACGAGUAAACUGUACAAAAUGUA
Messenger RNA from Portunus trituberculatus (swimming crab), 7026 nucleotides. RefSeq names its product integrator complex subunit 1-like (gene IntS1). Gene Ontology annotation, cellular component: integrator complex. Lineage: Eukaryota; Metazoa; Arthropoda; Malacostraca; Decapoda; Portunidae. The record is from RefSeq and is a predicted model, not a curated record. The transcript has 8 exons. Gene Ontology annotation, biological process: U2 snRNA 3'-end processing. The coding region runs from base 670 to 6942 and encodes 2090 amino acids.